Messenger RNA from Helianthus annuus (common sunflower), 1515 nucleotides. RefSeq names its product UDP-rhamnose/UDP-galactose transporter 6. The coding region runs from base 292 to 1305 and encodes 337 amino acids. Gene Ontology annotation, molecular function: UDP-galactose transmembrane transporter activity; antiporter activity. The record is from RefSeq and is a predicted model, not a curated record. The transcript is spliced from 6 exons. Gene Ontology annotation, cellular component: Golgi apparatus. Lineage: Eukaryota; Viridiplantae; Streptophyta; Magnoliopsida; Asterales; Asteraceae.
UUUACAUGUAACAAUAACUCCUCUUCCUUCUAUUUCUUUGGGGUUUUACAUUUAUUCAAACUCAUUUCUCUUCAUAUGCUCAAACGCACACACGAACACCUCCAAUCGUGUGAUCGAACAACCGCUGCGUGAUUCCAUUUCUUCAAUCUGAAUCUGAAUUCAUCAUCGUCAAUUCACCACGCAGUGAAGCAUUAGGAAAGCUUCUCUGGGUAAUGUGGAAUCGCAGAAAUCUAUAUUCUGUGUGCAAGCGGUGAAACUUCUUCCAUUGAAAAAUUCUAAAAUAUUGCAAAAAUGACUCCAUCAAGUAAGGCUGAUAAAAAGGCAGCAGUAGACAUUGCUGCAUGGAUGUUCAACAUAGUCACUUCUGUUGGGAUCAUCAUCGUCAACAAAGCUUUGAUGCAAACAUAUGGUUUCACAUUUGCUACAACAUUAACAGGAUUACAUUUUGUCACAACAACCUUGAUGACUGUUGUUCUUAGGUGGCUGGGUUAUAUCCAACCAUCUCAUCUACCGACGUCAGAUCUUCUGAAAUUUGUCGUAUUCGCUAACUUCUCUAUUGUUGGAAUGAAUGUCAGUCUAAUGUGGAACUCUGUCGGAUUCUACCAGAUAGCAAAAUUGAGUAUGAUCCCUGUAUCCUGCUUGUUGGAAGUUGCGUUUGAUAAGAUUCGAUAUUCAAGAGACACAAAACUCAGUAUUCUAAUCGUUCUUCUGGGUGUUGCUGUCUGUACUGUUACUGAUGUGAGCGUUAAUACUAAAGGUUUCAUUGCUGCCGUUGUUGCUGUUUGGAGUACAGCUCUUCAACAAUAUUAUGUGCAUCAUCUUCAAAAGAAACACCAAUUGAGUUCUUUCAACCUGUUAGGGCACACUGCGCCCAUCCAGGCUGGAUCCCUGCUACUAGCGGGCCCCUUUGUUGAUUACUGGUUGACAAACAUGCGAGUGGAUGCUUUUAAAUAUGAUAUUGCAUCUCUGUUAUUUUUAUUCCUAUCAUGCACGAUUGCAAUCGGGACCAACUUGAGCCAAUUCAUCUGCAUCGGGCGGUUCAGCGCGGUCACAUUCCAAGUCCUCGGUCACAUGAAAACCAUACUCGUGCUCACACUCGGGUUCAUCUUUUUUGGUAGAGAAGGGCUCAAUUUUCACGUGGUUCUCGGGAUGAUUAUAGCCAUUUUGGGCAUGGUUUGGUACGGUAACGCCUCAUCAAAACCCGGUGGUAAAGAACGCCGAUCAUAUUCACUUCCGAAAACCAGUCAACCGAAAAAGGACUCGCUGUUAGAAGCUUCAAGUAUCGAUGCCAAGGUGGUAAGCUGACCGAUUUACCGAGUAAUAUAAUACCACAGAAAAUAUCAACGAUCGACACGCCACACAUACUAUUUAUCUUGCUAGAGAAUUCUUUGAAUCGAUUGUUACUUUUAAGUUAUAUGAUUUUUGUAUGUGAUAAUGAUUUUAUUUUAAUUGUUAUGAAUUGAGGAACUUUAGUUAGAAAGGGGAUACCAUAUCCUUUCAUUUUUUUUUAUUUAA